This is a messenger RNA of Protopterus annectens (West African lungfish), 1438 nucleotides long. RefSeq names its product glyoxalase domain containing 4 (gene GLOD4). The coding region runs from base 30 to 926 and encodes 298 amino acids. The record is from RefSeq and is a predicted model, not a curated record. NCBI's taxonomy places the organism in Eukaryota, Metazoa, Chordata, Ceratodontiformes, Protopteridae. The transcript is spliced from 9 exons.
UACUACGGCCAAGUGUUAUAACUGGUAUCAUGUCAGGCAGACGUGCUUUACAUUUUGUUUUCAAAAUUGGAGAUCGAGCUCGGACAGUAAUGUUUUACAGGGAUGUGUUGGGCAUGAAAAUUCUCAGACAUGAAGAAUUUGAAGAAGGUUGUAAAGCUUCCUGUAACGGACCAUACGAUGGAAAAUGGAGUAAAACUAUGGUAGGCUAUGGGCCAGAAGACAAUCAUUUUGUUGCAGAACUGACCUAUAACUAUGGAGUUGGAGAAUACCGGCUUGGAACUGACUUCUUGGGUAUUACUGUUCAGUCAUCAAAUGCAGUCAGCAAUGCAAAACGACUACACUGGCCCAUAAAAGAAGUCUCUGCGGGAAUAUUCCAAACCGAGGCUCCAGGAGGCUACAGAUUCUACCUGCUGGAGGAAGAGCAACUGGAAACUGAUCCAGUUCAGAAGGUGACCCUUGCUGUGUCUGACCUUGAACGUUCAGUCAGUUAUUGGUCUGAACUGCUGGGAAUGAAGGUGUAUGAGAAGGAUGAAGCAAAGAAACGAGCUGUACUGGGAUAUUCUGAUAAUCAAUGUAGACUGGAGCUACAGGACAUAGGUGAACCCGUGGAUCAUGGAACAGCUUUUGGAAGGAUCGCUUUCUCCUGCCCAAGGGAACAGCUACCAGCUAUUGAAUCACUGAUGAAAAAGGAAAAACAGAAGAUCUUAACCCCACUAGUUAGCUUGGACACUCCAGGAAAAGCAACUGUGGAAGUUGUCAUAUUGGCAGACCCUGAUGGCCAUGAGAUUUGUUUUGUAGGAGAUGAAGCAUUUCGGGAGCUUUCCAAAGUGGAUCCUUUAGGAAAUAAACUCUUGGAUGAUGCCAUUGCAUCUGACAAGAGUGAGGAAUGGUUUGCCAAGCAUAAUAUGCAGAAGGCAUCAGCAUAGAAGUGAUAGAUUUUUUUUGCUUACAUUAAGCAGUAUUUUCUUCCUAAACUACUGAAACUUUUCAAGUACAAAUGUGCUAUUUGUUAUAAUAAAGUUCAUUCACUCAAGUGCGAUAAUGUUACUCAGAAGUAUAUGUUGAAAGUGACCAAUCUUUAUGAUGCUCAAUAUGUAAUUUGUGUUGAUGUAGAUUGUUAAUAUGUAAGCAGCAGUCCACAACAUAGCAUAUGUUUGUGUGUUGAUUAAUCAACACCAUAUGCUGUUUUGCCCCGAGUUCUGAGGGUAUUGAUUAAAUGUAGACACACCUACAACAUGGAGUAGUUUACUACUCUUAAAGGGGGCAUUAUUAUAAAGAUGCACAGCUUGUAACAAACUGUUUUGUAUGUUUGUUUUUUGAAGAACUAGCAGGCAUUUUCUUCCAUGUAGAAAAUUAGCAUCAAAGAAACAAUUGAGCAUUCAUUGCUUUACCAAAGACAAUAAAGUCUUAAAAAAUAAACAAAGAUUUUUCACUAAAA